AUGGCGACUCCACGACGAUCCGCACGCGUCAAGGCGUCAGACUCUAGCCCUGUCUACACCGAUCCCCCAGAGUCGGGCAUAGUCAGGAAGCGCAAGAGCAAGAGCGAUCUGUCUGGUAGCUCUCCGGCCACCAAGAAGGGAAAGAAGAGCUCUAAGCAGGAGGACAAGGAGCAGAAGACCAUCGAAGAUACCAUGGACGUCGACAAGGAAGAUGAGGACGCUGGUGGGGAUGCCGGUUUUCAGCCAAAGGAGGCCGAGGCGCCCAAGUCUGAUGUUGAGAUGAAGGAGGGAAAGCCAGACAGUGCUGCCGACGCCUCACAGCCGAAAGAGGACCAGCAGGCCCUUGACGAGAAUGCAGGGAAGCCAGCGGCACAGCCUGAGCCAGCAGAUGCGGCAGCUCCAGAAGCCGAUGACAAUGCUGCGGCUACGCAGGACGCAAAGCCUGAGCAGACCAGCCUUGAUUCAUUCGUCAAGAAUGACGGCACCGAGUCCGCAAAGCCCGCAGAAGACGAGCCAAAAGCGAGUGGUGCCGUACCACCAGGCGAAAGCACAGACAAGUCGACCUCGCAGGACAACGAGAGCAAGCCUGAGUCAUCUACUGAAGCCAAAUCCGAGCAGAAAGGUGAGCAGUCCCAGUCUUCCGAAGCACCAAAGGCCGAUGCGCAACCCAGCGUAGCCGAUCACACGCAGUCCAACGGCAAGUCGGAGGACACCAAGCCAGCAGACGACGCUCCGGAAGAGCAUGACCCCGAAGCCCGCGCCUCCUCCAUCCCCAGCAGCAUCCUCGAAAAAGGCAUCGUCUAUUUCUUCUUCCGCGCCCGCGUCAACACCUCCUCACCAUCCGACGUCAACGACAUCGCCCGCUCCUUCAUGAUCCUCCGCCCCCUCCCAAAGGGCGCCGCCCUGACCUCCGGCCCCAUCUCCGACACCUCCAAUUGCCGACUGAUCGCCAUCCCGAAAAAAGUCCUGCCCCUCAGCGGCAAAGACCGCUUCAUGGCCUUCGUCGAAUCCACCAACCAAUCCUUCAAGGACCUCAAAUCCUCCUUCCUGUCCUCGUCGAGCUACGCGACAAAGACGCAGGGAACAUCACACUCCCCCGCUGCAACGCCGAUCGCUGAAGGCGUCUACGCCCUCACCACGGACGGCAAGGAUUCGCACUUCGCGUAUAUGACUACCCUCCCCAGCACCCUCGGCGAAGUCCAGAAAGACGUCGGGAUCAAAGAACAAGGCUCAUUCGCUGUGAGUGCCAAGAACCCGAAAUUUCCUGGGCCUCAGAACGCGCAGAUCGGGAAGGAUCCCGAGUACUCAUCGGAGAUCAUGGAGGGUUUCAGAGAUCUGAGGUGGGGAAGCUUGAAGCCGGAGAUGUUGGGGUAUGAGGGCUGCCAAUUCCUGAUAAUUGGCGAGAGUGGAGGGGUCGACAGUGCGCUUGAGCAGUUGCCGAGGGACGAGAAGAAGGGGUUGGAUGCGCCGAAGGAGGAGAUGGAGAAGCUUGAAGAGGAGGAUGAGGUUAGGGUGAGGGAUCUGAAAGGUGAUGAUGCGGUGUUCGCGGAUCUGGGCAUAUCGAAGAAAGAAUACCCUGGCUUGUUGACCUCCUGGGACGCUUGA
Molecule: messenger RNA, 1605 nt
Organism: Cyphellophora attinorum
Lineage: Eukaryota; Fungi; Ascomycota; Eurotiomycetes; Chaetothyriales; Cyphellophoraceae
Exons: 3
Coding region: 1-1605 (534 amino acids)
Source: RefSeq, a predicted model, not a curated record